This is a messenger RNA of Rhagoletis pomonella (apple maggot), 606 nucleotides long. RefSeq names its product LIM and SH3 domain protein Lasp-like. The record is from RefSeq and is a predicted model, not a curated record. Gene Ontology annotation, cellular component: focal adhesion. NCBI's taxonomy places the organism in Eukaryota, Metazoa, Arthropoda, Insecta, Diptera, Tephritidae. The transcript is spliced from 3 exons. The annotation marks the transcript as partial. Gene Ontology annotation, molecular function: actin filament binding.
AUCAAUCGUUUUUUCGCCCACCAUUCAGUGAACAACGCCUACCCGAAGCGUAUCGGCUCAAUCGCUGACAUUGAUCCUGCAAAUGGCAUUUAUAGCUCGUUGGCUGGCGAAUCGGCAUCGCAUCAUCAGUUACAUCAGCAGCAGUCACAACAGCAGCUGCAACACCAACAACAACAACAACAGCUAUUGCAUCAGCAACAGCAGCAGCAUGCGCUUCAUCAACAGCAGCAACAACAUCAGCAACAGUAUUAUCAGCAAAUGAUACAACAACAAUCGAAGUCAAGUCUGCGUGUCUACCGUGCUCUAUACGAUUACGAAGCCCAAGAUACCGAUGAAGUGAGCUUCCGUGAAGGUGAUGUUAUAUUUGAAGUAGAAUCAGCCGAUUCUGGUUGGAUGACCGGACGCGUCGAACGCACUGGCAAAACCGGUAUGCUGCCCGCCAACUAUGUGGAGCAAGCCGUUAUAUAAUAGGGAAUGUUAUAUUAUUGUUGUUGUCAUCACCAAUUUGUUCUGAUAGCAAUAAUGAUUAUGAGAAUGAACACUUAAAGAAUUUCGAUGAUGACAAUUAUCACAGCCACAAUCACCAUAAUCAUCAUCAUCAACAUC